GGGGCAUUUUCAGAAGACUAGCCUGUCGACAUGUAGCUGAGGAAGAAAGGCAGCAUGUAGUAGUGUAGCAGGACCUUCAGUGUUUUUACGAACUUAGUAAAAAAUGUCGCUCUUCUUUCAUUUAGUUAUAUAAUUUACACAGGACAGUCAGACACUCGUUAUCGGUCUCAAGCAGCACAUGUGUAUGCACCAUGGAGCCUGUAAUGCUUCAGGUUUGGCAGAGAGCCUUUCGCCGCCUGCACAGGACCCUGAUCCUUCCGAAGAGGUUAGACUCAGGCUGUGCUGAGCAGGCAGCCGUCCCUGCUUCUGCGCCCUCCUAUGGUAGCAAGCCCGUACUCCUGGUGUCUCGUCUCUACCAGCCUUCGAACUUGCGUGAUGUGGCGCUGGACAGCCGGCUGCCAGGGGAGAUGAGCUGCAAGAGCCAGAGGCUCAUGCAGCAGGCUGGGCUUAUUCAUCCAUCCAGCCCAGGGUGCUACUACUACCUUCCUGCCACCGUCCGCUCCAUGGAGAAGCUGGUGAGAGUGAUCGACCAGGAGAUGCAGGGGAUUGGUGGGCAGAAGCUGGACAUGCCCAGUUUGUGCUCGGCCGACCUCUGGAAAACCAGUGAGCGCUGGGAUUUGAUGGGAAAGGAGCUGUUCCGCCUGAAAGACCGGCACGGCGCUGACUACUGCCUGGGUCCCACUCACGAGGAGGCAGUGACGACUCUCGUCGCUCACCAGGCGACUCUCUCCUACAGACAGCUCCCACUGCUUCUUUACCAAAUCACCCGCAAAUUCAGAGACGAGCCAAAGCCGAAGUUUGGCCUUCUCCGAGGGAGGGAGUUUUACAUGAAGGACAUGUACUCCUUUGACGUGAGCGAAGAAGCCGCUCAUCAGACGUACGAGUCUGUGUGCCAAGCGUAUACUCGGCUCUUCGCCAGGUUGGGUCUGCGUUGCGUUCAGGUGCAGGCGGACACUGGAAACAUCGGCGGUAAACUGUCCCAUGAGUUCCAGCUGCCGGCGGACAUCGGCGAGGAUCGGCUUCUGGUCUGUGGGAGCUGCUCCUUCUCCGCCAAUGUGGAGACCAUGUCAUCAGACCAGUCCAACUGUCCACAGUGUGAAACUGGGAAACUGGUAGAGUCAAAGGGUAUAGAAGUAGGCCACACGUUUUACUUGGGUAAGAAGUACUCUCACAUAUUCAAAGCCACCUUCAGCAAUGCCCAGAACAAGCCGGCUGUCGCUGACAUGGGCUGCUACGGCCUCGGGGUUACGCGAAUUCUGGCUGCAGCAGUCGAGGUGAUGUCAACAGAAGAGGGGAUCCGCUGGCCGGGGCUUAUCGCUCCUUAUCAGGUUUGCGUUUUACCCCCUAAGAAGGGCAGUAAGGUGGAUGAGGCAACACUCCAAGCUGAGGAACUGGUCCAAGCUUUGGGAGAAACUCUGCCUCACCUGAGAGGUGAAGUUGUUUUGGAUGACCGCACACAGAUGACAAUCGGAAAGAGGCUGAAGGAUGCCAGCAAACUGGGUUAUCCAUAUGUUAUUGUAGUAGGACAGGGAGCUCUGGAGGAAACACCCAGGUUUGAGGUGAUCUGUCAGCAGACAGGUGAGACUGUCUUCCUCAGUAGAGAUGGACUGUUAGAUCUACUGGGAAGAGUGGAAACUAUAUAAGUAACAAGUAUGAAUGUUAGAAUAAAUGUUUCAGUUUGUGUGUGUGAGGUGGUGGGCAUAGAUUAUUCCAUGUUUUCCAAAGCCUGUAAUUUACACAUUCAAUAAACAAUUUUUAAACAAUA
This is a messenger RNA of Haplochromis burtoni (Burton's mouthbrooder), 1765 nucleotides long. It is a transcript of the gene pars2, whose product is annotated as prolyl-tRNA synthetase 2, mitochondrial. The record is from RefSeq and is a predicted model, not a curated record. Gene Ontology annotation, cellular component: cytoplasm; mitochondrion. Gene Ontology annotation, molecular function: proline-tRNA ligase activity; ATP binding. Gene Ontology annotation, biological process: prolyl-tRNA aminoacylation. NCBI's taxonomy places the organism in Eukaryota, Metazoa, Chordata, Actinopteri, Cichliformes, Cichlidae. The transcript has 4 exons. Bases 192 to 1643 code for a protein of 483 amino acids.